Danaus plexippus (monarch butterfly) is the source of this 483-nucleotide messenger RNA. RefSeq lists its product as uncharacterized. The coding region runs from base 63 to 458 and encodes 131 amino acids. The record is from RefSeq and is a predicted model, not a curated record. Lineage: Eukaryota; Metazoa; Arthropoda; Insecta; Lepidoptera; Nymphalidae. The transcript is spliced from 2 exons.
AAAAACGUAAUAAUUCAUACGUAAUUAGCAUUUAUUAUUGCGAAUAACAUCCGUGGGCCAACAUGUCUUGCCUCUACACUAUCUGUCUCUAUUUCAUCUUUAGUCACAUUGUGAUUGAUCAAACAUCAGGAGCAUCGAUAUCAUUCGGCGGAAGUUACCAAAUCGGUCUGGAAGACGAUUUAUCUGAAACUGCUGCAGCGUCAGAAGGGAUUGCAGCAUCAGAAGGGAUUGCAGCAUCAGAAGGGAUUGCAGCAUCAGCUGCGGUGGAAUUUGCUGCGGAUGUUGAAGAUAAUACUAACAUCACGUCCGACAGCAAUAUUUAUGCAGACUCAAAUUAUACAGAGAUGUCAGAUGAUGUAUUAGACAUAAUUACAUUAGAUGAAUAUCUGUCCGUGGACGAAAGUUCGUCGGAAAAUGUUAGUGAUGUUGAACGUUUGUAUUUUUAUGUUUUAGAAUGAGACUUUAAUAUAUGCUAAUCAUUAA